Molecule: messenger RNA, 804 nt
Organism: Megalops cyprinoides (Indo-Pacific tarpon)
Lineage: Eukaryota; Metazoa; Chordata; Actinopteri; Elopiformes; Megalopidae
Gene: ppdpfb
Product: pancreatic progenitor cell differentiation and proliferation factor b
Exons: 5
Coding region: 227-583 (118 amino acids)
Biological process (GO): cell differentiation; multicellular organism development
Source: RefSeq, a predicted model, not a curated record
UCGCACCUUUUCAGUAGAAUAAGUGUAAUAGUUGACAUCCGCAGGACGUGGAGGGUUAUUGUUACCCAAAAUCUCUUUUUCAAAUGGGCCCCGUCGCCUAGCGUUUACUCCCCUGAGCCUCGCCGACUGAAAUACUGAGUUGCGUUGGGUGCGAGUUCAACAUCAGCACGUACCGUAAGAAAAAGGGUUUUCCACCUGCACACGGCUGAAGAAAGAAGAUCGAGACAUGGCAUCAAUUCCAUCAAGCGGCUCACUUGUUGCUACCCAUGACUACUACAGAAGGCGCUUGGGAUCCAAUUCCAGCAGCAGUUCCUGUGGCAGCUCAGAGUACGCAGGCGAGGUCAUUCCACACCACCCAGGUCUGCCAAAACAAGAUUCCGGGCACUGGUGGUCCAGUUUCUUCUUUGGGAAACAGAACCAGCCAGGGGCAACUGCCUUGCCUGAGGCCCAACAGAAGGCGGGGACGUACCAGGUGACCAAUGGCCAGGUCACCUGUAUUGCCAGGGAGAUGGUGAUGAACAGGCAGCUCAGUGAGAGUAAUGAGUCUGGCAAGCCCGAGACCAGGAGCCCUCCACCUUCCUGAACUUGGGUCCAAGACCAACGCUAGGCGACGGAGGCGACUCCAUUUUUACUUGUAACAGGCUGCUUUAGUGUUGGGUUUUUUUUUUUUGUAACCUUUUUUAUCCAUGACAAAACAUGAAAGUUUUUUCACGUGUGUGUAACAACCUAGUGGCUAAGCCUUUAAUUUUUUCCACUUUCUCACCCAAAGUUUGCAGAUGAAUAAAGUUAGCCUUAAGCAGCCUA